AUGCCUAUGUAUAACUUCGAACUGGCCAUCAAGCUCAGCCAGACCCAAAAAAUGGCUCUGGUGCGCAGAAUCACCGAUUGGCACGCAACCACCUUCAGGGCACCGAGAUUCAUCGUCAACGUCCGCUUCAUCGACGUGACCCAAGGCCCAUUGUCCGAUUCCUACGUCGGCGGUGUCCCGCGAAACAUCAACCGCCUGUUUGUCAGCCUUCGAAGUGGCACUAGCCGCACCCAGGAGCAGCUUGAAGGCAUGGCCGACAAGCUUGAGGGAUUCUGGAACGAGACUGUUGGAAAGGACUCGAUUACGAAGCAGCUCAAGGGUGUUUUCAUCAUGGGAGAGAUUGAUGUUGCAAAGGAAGCAGGGUUCCAUUUGCCUCUGCCUGGCCAUUUCGAGCAAUGGGUCAAGGAUAACACGGACGAGUUCAAGCGUAUGGCAGAAGAGGGCGAUCCUGAUGCGCAGCAGGUUGUUGAAGAAAUUGAGACCAGGCCUGAGUUCCAGAAGUAA
Molecule: messenger RNA, 504 nt
Organism: Trichoderma reesei QM6a
Lineage: Eukaryota; Fungi; Ascomycota; Sordariomycetes; Hypocreales; Hypocreaceae
Exons: 2
Coding region: 1-504 (167 amino acids)
Source: RefSeq, a predicted model, not a curated record